Molecule: messenger RNA, 1443 nt
Organism: Polychytrium aggregatum
Lineage: Eukaryota; Fungi; Chytridiomycota; Chytridiomycetes; Polychytriales
Exons: 1
Coding region: 237-1022 (261 amino acids)
Source: RefSeq, a predicted model, not a curated record
AGAGAUUACCUUUGACCCGCCCCGGCCCAUGACCCCGCCUGUCAGGACAAGCAUCCCCCCCCGCCCGGCAACAAGCCCAGGCCAGACCUGCAGAUCCCGCUGGCUCCUUCUUCCUCCUGCCCUGCCCUGGCCUGCGUCGUUAUCAUAAAAGCCCCGCCCGUCCUCUUUCCCUCCUCAUAUCUCACCUCGUAACCACAACCAUCACAACCACCGCAACCACCGCUGCCGCCGCAACCAUGUCCCGCACGCUCGCCCUCUGCCUCGAUCGGCUACGACUGCCCGUCGUCCAGACUUCUCUCGUCUGUCGCCAUGCCUCGACGCUGUCGCUGGCCUUCCCGUGGAGCCUCCAGCAUCCGCUCUCUGGCGCCGAGUCCGAAUCGCCAUCGCUCUUUGCACCCGAGCCCUUUGCCCGCCCCCGCUCACCGCAGCCUCGGUCAAGACCCUCGCUGGCUCCUGCUCCUGUCGCUCCUCUGGCUCGCCCUCCCGUCCAACCGGCCGGCUCGCUGUCAGAAUCCUCCACUGCCCAGUCGUCGGCCGUCGACUCGGAGCUGACCGCGGCCCUGCUCGAGCUCCCGGCCUCGUUCAUGCCUGCCGUCCAAGCGCUGACCAACUCCACGCUGCAAGAUCUCACCCAGCUCGAGCCCAAGACCUGCCGCGAGCUCCUCAACGGCAAGUGGUACAUGUCGCCUCUUCCUUCCUCCACAAAGGUCGAUUAUGGCUCCGUCAUGGUCAACGUCGUGAUGGACCGCCAGAACCUCGGCUGGACACGCCUCAAGGUCGACGAAGAGCUGCUCCUCAAGGUCUGCGAGAGGCAGCAGUCGGACCUGGACCACGUCUGGAAAUCCUUGCUCAGCGAACCCUCCUCCGAAUCUUCCUCCGAAUCCGCCGAUCGACCGUCAUCCUCCUCCCACUGCGAUGUCGGCGUGAUGCGCUGGACCGGCGGUGUCCAGGGCGGCCUUGUUGUGCAGAUUGUCUUUAUCUACGACCGACGAACCAUGAGGAGUUCUGAUUCUGGCCUCUAGAUCUCCUGCCGCCCGGCCUGUGACUCUCCGGUGAUCCAAGCAAUCCCGGCGACCACACCAGGCCGCUCUGUGGAUUCAUGCUCCUCCCUCGUUCUCAUCUUGUUCUCCACGAUGACACCCAUGCAAUGCGUCGCGCUGAUCCCCCUCCCCCUUCUCUAUUUUUCUAUCUUCUGCUUUGACCUUCUUCUGGAGGAGACUGUCCGGGUCUGGCUCCAUUUCGACUCGUGUUCGCUUCGUCCCUGCCGCCUCGGCCGGGUGUGCUUUGGCACCUUUCCCUCGUGUGGCCAAGGAUAACUUUAUUGCCCUCUCCCUCUCCCUUUUUGGAUACCGAACGAGAGGCUUCUCUCUUGGGUCAUCAGAGACCCCUCAUAAGUCAUAAUCUCACUUGGAAUAGAGCCUUCCUUCCUGUGGCUGCUCCCGA